This is a messenger RNA of Belonocnema kinseyi, 1134 nucleotides long. Its product is annotated as adenosine receptor A1-like. The coding region runs from base 1 to 1134 and encodes 377 amino acids. The record is from RefSeq and is a predicted model, not a curated record. Gene Ontology annotation, biological process: G protein-coupled receptor signaling pathway. NCBI's taxonomy places the organism in Eukaryota, Metazoa, Arthropoda, Insecta, Hymenoptera, Cynipidae. The transcript is spliced from 3 exons. Gene Ontology annotation, molecular function: G protein-coupled receptor activity. Gene Ontology annotation, cellular component: membrane.
AUGAAUGAGACGACGGUCAUUUCGAUUUUUGAUACCUCCUUGGCAGAAAUAGUAACGGUGAAUUCUGGAAUGUCAUUGGACAAGUCGAGAAGCGCUUUUGACAAUGAUCCUGGUGUUUCACCGGUCACAUUAUCAGAAGACUGGUCUCGUGUAGCUCGUUUACUACUUCUUGCCUCACUUGCGGUAGUUGGAAGUGUUGGAAAUGUUUUUAUGAUUUCUGCGAUAAUGGUAGAAGACCAUUUAAAGAAACGAGGAAAUGCGUUUUUGGUGAACGUCGCUUUAGCAGACCUGCUCGUGACGGGGUUGGUCCUUCCAGCUUCUGCGAUCGUCAUCUUAGCAGAUCAAAAAGAUACUUUGGGUAUUUGUCGCUUUGAAAGGGCUCUUGGAGCUUUAUGCUUCUUGGUGACAAUAUUGACUCUGGCAACAAUAGCUGUCGAAAAUUAUAUGCGCCUGUGCCUUCCAGUCGAGAGAUAUGCAAUAAUAACGCAAAGAAGAGUGACAGGCUCGAUCCUGGUGGUGUGGGUUGCAGCCAUGAUAAUAGUGGGUCUUCAAUCAUCUAUUGAUCUGGGUCCAGAUAUUUGCAGAAAACGCUUCGAUGGAAUCGCGAUGGAACAAGCUGUAGGUGCCAGCAUUCUGGUGGGACUUCCAGUUCUUCUGACGAUCUUCGUUUACAUUCUACUGGUAGCUCGAGUUCGUCGAGUUACGAGAGGAUCAUACAAACCCCCAGUUGCCUUCUCCUGGGACUACGAGCUCACCAAGACGAACAUCUACAGUUUUUUACUCUUUGCUAUAUUCUGGAUUCCCCUAGGUGUAGCGCUAUGCAUGAGUUCCGUCCGACCAGUCAAACCCAGCGUUUUCAUCAUUCUAGCCUGGUUUGCUCUCUCAAAGUCCUGUGUCAAUAAUCUUCUUUACUGCGUAGCGGACCGUCACUUUCGGACAGCUUAUGUCAAGCUCUUCCACUAUUGCUGCUGCAAAACGACGGUAAGUUUCUCAAGGAGAACCCGAGGCGAUGCUGGUCGAUCCUCUGGCGAUGUUAGGCUGAGAGUCCAUAUUAUCCACUCCUAUGCAACCAGUCCAGCUUCCUGCCGUCCUGCUGUUUCCAGACCCAACGGACGAGACGUCUACGAACUUUAG